Molecule: messenger RNA, 1041 nt
Organism: Penicillium maclennaniae
Lineage: Eukaryota; Fungi; Ascomycota; Eurotiomycetes; Eurotiales; Aspergillaceae
Product: zinc-binding alcohol dehydrogenase family protein
Exons: 1
Coding region: 1-1041 (346 amino acids)
Molecular function (GO): oxidoreductase activity, acting on NAD(P)H
Source: RefSeq, a predicted model, not a curated record
AUGUCAACCCAAACCGCCUUCCUCGUUACCGAGAUCGGUCAGCCACUACUUAAAGCUUCCCGUCCAAUCCCAAAACCAAAGGAUGGGGAAGUCUUGGUCCAAGUUACUGUUGCAGGCCUGAAUCCACACGAUGCCAAAUGUCGUGACUGGGGUCUGUUCAUCAAAGAUGUCCUACCAACCGUGCUAGCCGCAGAUAUCGCUGGUGUUGUGACCCGCGUCGGUCAAAAUGUGACUCAGUUUAAGGAAGGAGAUCAUAUCUUCGGACAAGCCUUGCUGCCUAAUUCAGAUAGCGCAGGUCUUCAAGAAUAUGCAAUCCUCGAUGCAAGAUUCUCAGCCAAAGUUCCUUCGGGCUUCACUGAUGCUCAAGCGGCUUCGCUACCGACCAAUUAUGUGACUGCUGCAGUCGCCCUCUUUGAUAAAACCUGCCUAGGGCUCCCGGCGCCGUGGGAUUUUGCAGCGAAGAGCUUUGACUAUAAGUCGACUUCCUUGCUGAUUCUCGGAGGUGGUUCGAACUGCGGGAAAUAUGGUAUCCAGCUCGCUGAUUUGGCAGGUAUCGGAACCAUCAUCACCGUUGCCGGGUUGAGGGGCGCAGCGGACCUGAAAGCUCUAGGUGCUACUCAUGUUAUCGACAGAACCAAAAGCCCGGCAGAGAUUGCUGCAGAAGUGCGUGAAAUUACCAGAGAUAAUUUGAUCUAUGCAAUCGACAUGAUCAACCCACCUGAAAGCCAAUUCAUUGGCGUUGAAGCUUUGUCGAAUUCAAAGACUGGAAAGCUUGCUCGGUUGCUGCCAACUGGCCCGUUCGAUGAGACAAAGCUUUCUAAGAAGUCUGCGGGCUUUGAGGUUCUCAAUGUGUUCGGUUCAUCGAAUGGGAGACCCGAUACCGGGAUUCCACUAUGGGAGAGGGUAACUGGCUGGAUUGAACAGGGAAAGAUCAAGCCUCUGGGCUACCAGGCCGUUAGAUUUGAUCUAGAUGCGGUCAAUAAGACACUCGACGGGUAUUCGAACGGAAGUCUGAGUGGUCAGUGGCAAGUCCACGUUUAA